ACGUACUGUGGGUAAAUUUUCAGAACGUUUGCCGCGUUUUUUUUCUAGCCUCCCUAUAUAUUUCUUCAGUUUCGUAUACAUUGUUUGCGAAUAUUGCGAUUUUCCGUAAUCCCGUAACAAAGCAGAUCAGACAGUACGAACAAACGAACUCAGCCAUUCUCCAUUGUGGGAAAGUCUCUCGUCUGCUCACUAGAACCUGAUCAGCAAGGCUGCAUCAUCCGCCACCAAGUGUACUAACUGCUGAAGCACGUUGCAACUGGAAAUAUAGAAAGAAACCAAAUCUGAAACACAAAAUAUAAUUGCCAAGUCAACAUUGAUUCACAGAUAAAAUGUUUUCGCCUAUCCGCAACCCUUAUAAUCCAAUGGGAUAUCCGACACAAUAUCCAAGCAUACAACGAGCAAACAAUGAACCAGGAAUGUAUAAUACUAUUUGUGCAAGCAAUCCGAGUAAUUGGGGCAACAAGAACCAAGACAUCGCAGUGAAUUCUUCUGUCUCCGAAAUUCCCAAAUCUCAAAGCUCUCCCCAUCAAAUAUCGACAAGCCAAGCUAUGAAAAGCAUGAAAGCUUUAUAUGAGAAGAAGACAUUUAGCGAUGUAACUUUUGUGUUUGAUGAUAAAAAAUUACUUGCUCAUAAAGCUGUCCUUGCGGUAAGGAGCGAAGUUUUUGAAGCAAUGUUUUCAAGCAAAAUGAAAGAAGAUACAAGCAGUGUUGAAAUUUUUGACACAAAAGCCGAGAUAUUUGAGGAAUUUCUUAAGUAUUUGUACAUCGGGGAAUUCAAUAAUUUGAAAAACAAGGAUGAAGAAAUGUUGUUCUUGGCAGACAAAUAUCAAAUUUGCGAGUUGAAAAAAUUGUGCGAAGAUUAUAUGUUGAUAAAUAUCUGUGAAAACAACGUUGUAAAGUACCUUCUCGUUGCGGAUAAGUAUUGUUGCGUCGCAUUGAAGAAAAAAGCUCUUGACACCCUUGAAAAGAGUGCCGGUGCACUGAAACGAGCAAUUAUGAGUGGAAACACCGCAACUUUGAUGAUUUUGAAAGAGGUUUUUGACAAGAAUUGUUCUCUCACAAAGGAGUAAAUUCUAAAUGGAAAUUACCGAAUUUUUUGUUUUCUUUAUUCUAUAAUUGAAAACAAAAAAUAUUUUUCACGUUGAGUUAGUGUGUAAUGCAUAAUUAAUUACAAAAAUAAUUAAAAGGGGGUUGGAUGUACUACAUUAUUUAAAAUCGCACGUAAGAUACAAGCAAGAAACCUAUUUUAAUAGAUCUAAAUUAAAAUGAGGAAUGCUUCUUACGAGAAAUACGUGCAUUUGUCUGAAAACGCAAAACUAUUGCCAAAAUUCAUUCGUUUCAGCAGUUCUGUUUUUUUUUUCUUUUUCCAUUUUUGUAAUCGUUUUUAUUUUCACGGAUUUACGAACCAUUGUUUAUCGGAGAAGUAUUUGGCUAAAACUUAAUUUCAACGAAGGCAUUCAGUUGAAUUUCACUAAAAAUUAAGUUAAAGCGUUCUUUAUUAGUAAUAUUAACACCAAAAUGUGUACUUCGAAAAAAUAUAUAAAACGAUAUAAUAUAAAAUCUAUGAUAAUA
Molecule: messenger RNA, 1572 nt
Organism: Venturia canescens
Lineage: Eukaryota; Metazoa; Arthropoda; Insecta; Hymenoptera; Ichneumonidae
Product: speckle-type POZ protein-like
Exons: 3
Coding region: 330-1070 (246 amino acids)
Biological process (GO): regulation of proteolysis; proteasome-mediated ubiquitin-dependent protein catabolic process
Cellular component (GO): cytoplasm
Molecular function (GO): ubiquitin protein ligase binding
Source: RefSeq, a predicted model, not a curated record